AUGGUUUGGAAAAUUGAACUUGUUGCCGGUCCCAAUCCAGGCAGGGACUUCCAAAUUCAAAUUCUGGUACCGGUAAAUGAGAAGGCGCGGGAUGCGGUCGGGUGCGUAUUUGAAGUGUCAGCUGGCUUCCGCGGGAGCACACGCGCCACCGGCUUCACUGUUGGAAGUUGCAAAGGCGGAGAGCUGGCACGAUGCGCAGAGAGAGACGCUCGCGCUCAUAGUAAUGGACCUCCGAAGGACUCGGAUGUGCGAGAAGUACGAGCAAUGUCGGCACCAGAAACAGAAUCGGGGCUCUCUCUCUCUGGAGUGGCGGAACUCGACCGAGUUGUGUCACCGUGUGUUGUCUUGUCGAUCAUCGGUCGUUUGGAUCCACUUGGGCUCGGUAAGCAGGCGACGCGGAGCGUUUCGUGGUACGUCGUGUUCGCACACUUCGGACUCCUCUGAUUCAGCCUCGAAUGUUGAACGUGGAGCCCGGUAUCGAUAAGAGCAUGGUUGUGUAAGCUUGUUGUCCGGCAGUCAACCUUCCUUCUUGUUAGUGCGUUCCAGAUAGAGACUAAUAUCGGAAAUAUCCAAGUUGGUGGCUAGAUCGUUACAAGUUGGCACAUAAAAUUGAAUACUAAGCCGAUAUUCCCACUGUACACUGUCAUGUUACACUUUUCUGUCCAAGUGAAAUCUGUCGGCAUG
Messenger RNA from Marchantia polymorpha subsp. ruderalis, 684 nucleotides. The record is from the annotation of a GenBank genome assembly. Lineage: Eukaryota; Viridiplantae; Streptophyta; Marchantiopsida; Marchantiales; Marchantiaceae.